GAGAUAACCUCUCACACCAACAUAAAAGAAUGUUCGAGUUAGCAAAUGAAAAGGGGGCAUCAAACUGGCUCACAGUGCUGCCAUUGGAGGAUCACGGCUUCUCAUUACAUAAGUCUGCAUUCAGAGAUGCUCUAUGCCUCAGAUAUGGAUGGGUCCCCCCUCAUAUGAGUGAAUCUUGCCCUUGCGGUGGAAAAAUGUCAGUGGAGCAUGCUAUGUCCUGCCCCACGGGAGGCUUUCCAACUAUACGCCAUAAUGAAAUCCGAGAUAUGUUUUCUCAUCUGUUGUCUGAUGUCUGUCAUGAUGUGGAAACGGAGCCCACGUUGCAAUCACUAAGUGGAGAGACGUUCUCUUUACGUUCAAGCAGUCGAGAUGAUGAUGCAAGAUUAGACAUUUCGGCAAGAGGUUUUUGGGGAGGAAGAUUUGAGAAGACAUAUUUUGAUGUCCGGGUGUUUAACCCCAAUGCCACCUCGUACACAUGUUUUGAAGUUGCAUCAUGCUAUAGAAGACAGGAACAAGAGAAGAAAAGGAAAUAUGAAGAAAGACUGAGAAAAGUAGAAAAUGCUUCCUUUACACCUAUUAUCCUUUCUUGCACUGGUGGCAUGAGCAAGCUUACAACGUCAUUUACCAAAAAGCUGGCCUCAAUGAUAUCUGAGAAAAAGGACACUCCAUACGGUAGCGUGAUCAACUGGCUAAGAUGUCGACUCGGGUUCGCACUCCUAAGAGCUUCCAUAAUGUGCAUCAGGGGCAGCAGGUGCAAACGCUACGUCAGGCCGGAAAACAAUAUUCUCCUGGCUACGUCUGAGGGGCACCUGGCCUCCUCAGCUUAGUGACUUUACUGUACAUGACAUAGUAGUAGUAAAAGUUGUACUAUUGUAUAUGACAGUAAUUGUUUAGUAGUA
Molecule: messenger RNA, 899 nt
Organism: Corticium candelabrum
Lineage: Eukaryota; Metazoa; Porifera; Homoscleromorpha; Homosclerophorida; Plakinidae
Exons: 1
Coding region: 30-827 (265 amino acids)
Source: RefSeq, a predicted model, not a curated record